This is a messenger RNA of Plasmodium gallinaceum, 843 nucleotides long. Its product is annotated as conserved Plasmodium protein, unknown function. Bases 1 to 843 code for a protein of 280 amino acids. The record is from RefSeq and is a predicted model, not a curated record. Lineage: Eukaryota; Apicomplexa; Aconoidasida; Haemosporida; Plasmodiidae. The transcript has 3 exons.
AUGUUGAGAUUAAAUAAUGUGAGAUUUUUUUUUAAAAGCAAAGUUAGAUUCAGUGGUGGUAAACAACAUCCUAAAUGGGUUGUAAAAGAUAAAGAAAAAUACAACGUCUUUACGUAUGAUAAUUCAUAUUAUGGAGAAAAUUUCAGAUAUAAUAACUUUAUAUUACAUAUAAGAUCAUACAAAUAUUAUAUUAAUUACAUUGUAGAAAAUAUUUACAAAACUCUGAAAUGUUGUUGUAGAUUUUGCUUUAAUCCAAUAAAAAAUUUUAUUUUAAAACAUAACCCUGACAUUCGUUAUCAAUUAAUAGCCCUUUUGGCCUUUUUGGGAACCACUUCUAUUAUAACUACAUAUCAUAAUAACAUUUACCAAAACAUUAUAGAUGUAACAAAUAUGCUAGAGCUAGGAGUAGUAGAUGAUAUGAAAGAAAAUAAUUUUUUUGAUACACAUAGCGAAUUGCAAAAUAAAAAUAUUGAUGAUUAUAGUCAAGAUCAUGAAAGACUUACAGAUUUAUGGGAAAAGGCAUUGAAAGAUGCAACACAGAAAAAUAGUUUUAAUCAAUUAUGUCAAUAUUUAAUCAUAAAAGAUGAUGAAUCAAUAGUCAACUUUAAACCAAAACAUAUAUGGAGAUAUAAUAUGAUACCUUAUGGGGAAAAUAAUCCUGACACCAAAACAUUUGCAAUUCCAUCAUCUGAAAAACCAUUUAGAUCAUUUGCUUUAAAUUUUACGUACAAUAAUUUAUCUGGAAAUUGGGGAGAUUAUGUUGACAGAAGAGAUAAUAAAGGAUCUUUACUUAGACCAUCAAGAUAUAUGUUUACAGAUGUAUUAAUACCCGCAACCAAAUAA